Messenger RNA from Lingula anatina, 1313 nucleotides. RefSeq names its product ras-related protein Rap-1A. Gene Ontology annotation, molecular function: GTPase activity; GTP binding. Gene Ontology annotation, cellular component: membrane. The record is from RefSeq and is a predicted model, not a curated record. Lineage: Eukaryota; Metazoa; Brachiopoda; Lingulata; Lingulida; Lingulidae. Gene Ontology annotation, biological process: Rap protein signal transduction.
GUGAACCAGUACAGGUGCUGGCAACCAUACAGCUGUUACCAUUGACCUUUUUGCUGUACAUAGCAAGUGCCUGCAUGAGAACCUUGAUUGAUUAAUUAAUUGCUUGUUUAGGAAGGGAGAGGAGAGAUUUUAGGGAAGAAAUUGGAUGGGCACUAGGCAAGAGAAAGCUGGAGAUAGUAAAGGCAUAUUCCACAAGGAUCCCUUGUUGUUGCCACAGUAACAUCCCACCAUGAGGGAAUACAAGCUAGUCGUAUUGGGCAGUGGUGGUGUAGGCAAAAGUGCAUUGACGGUCCAGUUUGUCCAAGGUAUCUUUGUAGAAAAGUAUGAUCCUACAAUAGAAGAUAGUUACAGGAAGCAAGUAGAAGUAGAUGGCAACCAGUGUAUGCUAGAGAUCUUGGAUACAGCCGGCACUGAACAAUUUACAGCCAUGCGUGACCUGUACAUGAAGAAUGGCCAAGGGUUUCUCCUGGUAUAUUCCAUCACAGCCCAGUCCACCUUUAAUGACCUCCAGGACCUGAGAGAACAGAUCCUCAGAGUGAAGGAUACGGAAGAUGUUCCCAUGAUCCUUGUGGGUAACAAGUGUGACUUGGAAGACGAGAGAGUUGUGGGCAAAGACCAAGGACAGAAUUUGGCAAAAGCUUGGAACUGCGCCUUCCUAGAGACCUCAGCAAAGUCAAAAAUUAAUGUCAAUGAAAUAUUCUAUGACUUAGUUCGCCAGAUUAACAAGAAAAGUCCUCAUAGAAUGCAGGGCAAGGAAAAGAGCAAGUGCUGUUGUCUUCUCCUUUAGAAUACAGCAGGAUUUGAACAUUGACAUCAUUUCAUAAAAGAAGCCAAAAAACUUGGGACUUUACAAUAUUGUGCAGAUGGUGGAACCUCUUAUGACAACGGGACUUUCAAUUCCAAAAGAUGUCACUAAAAAGGACAUGCAUGACUUUAUGAUAGGUCUUUGAUUGGUCAUAAAUAGCCCAAUCACGCUACCAGAAACUAAAGUUUCCUUAUCAAGAUCAAGAUCUCUGACACAUGGAACUACUUUCCAUUGCUGCUUUGAAACCAGAUAUUUCGACUGCGUGGUCAGCGUAAGAAAUUUUGGAAGUGUCAUGAAUUUUUCUGGAAAGUGUUUUAUGUUGCCAUCAGGAUUGCUUUCACAAUGGGAAAAUAAUUUAUGAUACAAAUUUAUGAUAACAGUUGUAUAUAUAAGAAUAACUGUCAACCUUUGAAUCAGGCCUUCAACUUGACCUUUCAUUUUACUGCUACAGGGCAGAAGUUGCUUUAAAUUCAGAAAAUGGUUGGUUGGAUGAAAACAACUAUAGUUA